This is a messenger RNA of Aaosphaeria arxii CBS 175.79, 1182 nucleotides long. RefSeq lists its product as uncharacterized. The record is from RefSeq and is a predicted model, not a curated record. Bases 1 to 1182 code for a protein of 393 amino acids. Lineage: Eukaryota; Fungi; Ascomycota; Dothideomycetes; Pleosporales. The transcript is spliced from 2 exons. Gene Ontology annotation, molecular function: protein binding.
AUGAGUAAAUACAUGGGUUACGAACCAAUGGAAGGCAUCGAGAUGACUGGACCUCAGCGGAGGUCUGAAGGGGCACGUCACUUGCUGGAUCUCCCAGACGAGCUACUCUUACAGGUAGCCUCAUUCGUAUACGAUCUUGAUGAUGGCCGCGAUAGUAUUCGUGCGCUUGCACUAGUAAGUCGAAGGCUGUCGAGAAUCGUAAAGGAAAUCAUGUCCAUUCACCCCUAUGUCAUCUGGACAAAACUUCCGGCGUUCUUCGACGCUAUAUUCUCUACCAAUUGGAACCCCGCGAAGACUCAAUCGCUCAGAUUACUCACUUGGGAUUACGUUGCGACCAAUAACAUUGGGGAUUACCACGAGCCGGAUGCAGAUUUAUUCAGCGAGCACGCUUUGAACAAGUAUCAAGUUCUGCGGGCGCAGACGUCGCUUCUUGAUUCCCUCAUGGCGAUAGAGGAUCAACUCGGCAACAUCGAACCUCACCAACAUGUCCUCCCCAACAGACUGUAUCCUGAUGCAGUGUUCAAGAUGAUCAGGAAUCGACUUCAAAGACUUGCACUUCCGCACGCUUGGGGGAUACCUGACACGUGGGCACUCGAUUGGCGAAGGGUCCCUAUUAAUUUGAAGGAACUUAAAUCUCUGACAGCUCUGUUGACUCCGUUGCACAUGCUGAUUAGGGAGUGCGAAUAUGUCUCUCUACCUCCGAGGCUAGAGACGCUCAAGCUUACUGAUAUCUGGAAAGGGGAUUUGGAAGCGUUUGUGGGCCCGUUUCUGGAGCACAAGACCGCGACGCCGUUUUUGAAGAUAAUUUCGCUACAACUCUCCUGGAGCAUGGCAAGUGAAGAGCGUCUAUGCAGCCACGCUUUUCUGAAAGCGAUCAACGACAUUAAGAAAGCUGGCAUUGAAGUCUGGAUCGACUGGAGUAUGUUAGCAUUUCCCUGGUUCGACUACAGAGAAGUGAUGGCUCCGGUGACGAUCGUAAAAGACUCCGCACUGCAGAUGGAAGAGCUCUUUAAAAUUCUAAGCAGCAACGUCUAUUUCCAGGAGGAGAUGCACUUUCCACCAGUCCGACAAAGGGCCCGACAUUUUCAUCUUUUGACCGACCCAGUGAAAACCAGAAAAUGCAAGGAAAGAGCACGACUGUUCUUCGAGUCCGAGUCACAGAAGGGCCAUGGACGACAUUGA